Messenger RNA from Rhinocladiella mackenziei CBS 650.93, 1662 nucleotides. RefSeq lists its product as uncharacterized. The record is from RefSeq and is a predicted model, not a curated record. Bases 1 to 1662 code for a protein of 553 amino acids. Gene Ontology annotation, molecular function: superoxide-generating NAD(P)H oxidase activity. The transcript is spliced from 2 exons. Gene Ontology annotation, biological process: defense response; superoxide anion generation. NCBI's taxonomy places the organism in Eukaryota, Fungi, Ascomycota, Eurotiomycetes, Chaetothyriales, Herpotrichiellaceae. Gene Ontology annotation, cellular component: plasma membrane; NADPH oxidase complex.
AUGGCUACUCUCAAAUCCCAUUUUGCUCCGAGCAAAAUCGUCUUUUAUAUUUUGUGGUGGGGGUUUCAUUGGGCUAUCUUUGCCGUUGGCUGGUGGAAGCAACAAGCAGAUCCUCGAUUAGCUGGUCUCAACACCCUCACUUUCUCAGUGUGGAUCUCUCGAGGUGCCGGCCUGGUCCUCUCCGUCGAUGUGAUGCUCAUUCUUCUUCCAAUGUGCCGAAAUCUCAUGCGUUUCCUUCGACCGAAAUUCAAAUGGCUUCCUCUCGAUGAGACGCAAUGGUUCCACCGACAGUGUGCCUACGCCAUGCUUGUCUUCACAGUCAUCCACACUUGCGGCCACUAUGUCAAUUUUUUCAACGUCGAACGGACUCAGAUUCGUCCCGAAACCGCAAUCCAAAUCCACUACACCCAAGCAGGCGGUAUUACGGGUCAUAUCAUGCUGCUCUGCAUGCUGCUGAUAUAUACUACUGCCCAUCAUAGAAUCCGACAGCAGUCCUUCGAGACUUUCUGGUAUACACACCACCUCUUUAUUCCCUUCUUCCUCGCCAUGUACACCCACGCUGUGGGCUGUUUCGUGCGAGAUACCACCGAUCCAUUCUCUCCUUUCGCUGGAAAGAAUUUCUGGGAUCACUGCCUCGGGUACGAGGGUUGGCGAUGGGAAUUGAUCUCUGGUGCUCUCUACCUCGGCGAACGUCUUUGGAGAGAAGUCCGCGCCCGCAGAGAAACCAAGAUCUACAAGGUGAUCCGUCACCCUUACGACGCAAUGGAAAUUCAAUUCCAAAAACCCAGCAUGAAAUACAAGGCUGGCCAGUGGUUAUUCGUCAACAUCCCGGCCGUGUCUAGCCAGCAAUGGCACCCUUUCACAAUCACUUCCUGCCCAUUCGACCCCUAUAUUUCAGUCCAUGUUCGUCAAGUGGGCGACUGGACAAAAGCCGUCGGUGAUGCAUUAGGAUGUGGCCCAGCACAAGCCAAAGAAUUCGACGCUCUGGAUAGCAAUGGCAUUUACGAGAUUGCGCUGAGACAUGGCCAGGAAAUGCCUGCCAUCCGCAUCGACGGACCUUAUGGUGCACCCGCCGAAGACGUCUUCGACAAUGAAAUUGCUGUCAUCAUCGGAACAGGCAUUGGUGUCACCCCCUGGGCAUCAGUGCUCAAGCACAUCUACAACAUCCGUGCGGGACCCAAUCCGCCCCGACGUCUCAAGCGUGUUGAGUUCCUUUGGGUUACUCGCAGCAUUGAAUCUUUCGAAUGGUUCCAGACCCUUUUGUCCUCUCUCGAACGACAGUCUGCCGAGGCCGCUGAAACUGUCGGUGGCCCUGAAUUCCUCCGCAUUCAUACGUACCUCACACAGCGUGUGGAUGCCAACAUGGCCGCGAACAUCUACCUUAACACAGUGGGCAAUGCCGUGGAUCCUCUAACGGAGCUACGUACCAAGACUCAAUACGGUCGACCAGAUUUUAAACGUCUCUUCGGCGCCAUGCGUGAUGGUCUUAUGGACCAGACAUAUUUGGACGUCGGUAAGGAAGCCAGUAUCACCGCUCAAAUGAAGGCAACGGUUGGUGUAUACUUCUGCGGACCCAGUGCCGCCGCACGGGAAAUCAAGUCCGCUUGUAAAGCCACAAGCAAUGAUUUGGUUAAAUUCCGCUUCUGGAAAGAACAUUUUUAA